CAAAUCAACCAAUGAGCUGGCGAGUAGAGCGGAAGUGGCGAAAUUUGAAAUUGUCGAGGAAUAAACAGACGCUGGAGAGUAUUCUGUCGUGUUUAUCGUUUAUACAUGCUGUUGUAUUAUUAGUGAAUUAAGAAACAAAACCGUCAAUCUGCAAAAUGGAUGAUGAAGUCACUGACAGACAGAUGCAAUUUGCACUGAUUUCUCAAAAGCUUAAGAACAUUAAAACACGAUUCUUGUGUGAAGAUAAUACUACUGGUGAAUUGAAUCUGACGAAAAGUUCUGCCUCCGAUCACACUGGAAAUGUAAAGCAGAUUUUAAGUUCCAACUCCCCUGAAACUUGCUUUGCAUUCUUGAUGAAGAUGGAAGAGAGAGGGAACCCAAAUACCGACUCAAAUUUACUUAGAAAGCUGAUAGACCUUUACAGCCAAGUGUUUGCUUCGCUGCCUAUUGAAAAUCAUUGUAAAAAUGAAAGCUAUGCAAGGAUUUUGGUCAGAUUUGCGGAGCUGAAAGCCAUUCAAGAGCCAGAUGCUGCCUGUGAUGACUUCUAUAUGGCUAGAGUGAACUGCAAGAUAUUUGCCUUUGUACAUAUUGCUCAUGCACAAUACGAGUUGUUUCAAGGUAAUCUAAAGAAAAGUACUUCAAUUCUACAGAAGGCAUGGGAGAUGAAUGCCAAGCCCAUUGAACUUUUAGAGACGGCUAUGAGCAAUUUAAGAAGUGGAAAAACACAGCUGCUUUCACCCGAGGAUAAAGAAAAUAUGAUUGUGCCAACAUAUAGCUCACAAGAUUCCAAGAGCAGCAAAAACCAUGAUGGAACUGGAGACAUACAGAGUACUUCAGCCAUUUCACAAGGAAUCGAUCAAAAGAGCAGUUCCCCAGAAGAGAUUGAUGUUGGUUGGAAAGUAACACAAAUUAAAAAUUCAAACACAAUGUUGGGCCGAGUUCCCAUGCAGUCACUUAUGACUCCUGAUACUUCUACUUGUCUAAAGAGAGGUGACCCUUCUAGCCUCAGAAGUAGUAUGAAAAGACAAACCUCUGGAACAAGAGCUAAUCAAAUAUUUGUGCCUUCGUUGUCGAAAUCAAGUCAAAUUAGCGUUGCUGGAGAUGGGGACCCUUUUAGACUUUCAAGUCUGAAGCCUACCUCAAAUGUCAGUCCUGUAAACUCAGGUGACCAAGAGAUGAGCACUGCUGAUUCAACUAUGACACUGUUGAACAAAACGGUUACCAGUGUCGCUGCCAAAAGAGAAGAAACUCGGUCAAAAGUCCCGGCUCCUUUAUCCUCAAGCCAAGUAAAUGAACAAGUUGUGUCAAACCAUAGUAAGAUUUCAAGUGUGGGGCAGCCUUGCCCUAAACCAUCAUAUAUGGAAACUGUCUCAGAAUGGAAAAUACCUGCACGGAUAUGCAGAGAAAUCUCUCCUGAGAAUAAGCAGUCACCUGCUGAACAACCUAAUCCACAGCAAAUCCAAGACAGAUUACCUGCAUCAAAAAGAGGGUUUCCAGGUUUUGUAUACGAGACGCCAAACAACAAAAUGUCCUGUGUUAACAGAACUCCAGUGGUGAAGGAACCUCGAGUGGUGGCACAGAUUUCCACUCCAUAUAAUGUCCGUUCAGCUUAUCGACAACCUGGUCAAAAUGUGUCAUCCACACCAUACCAACCAUCCACUUCGUUUAACCAGGCCAGCUGUUCACAGCAGUUCCAGCAGGUACCUCCUCCUGUGCACUCCAAUGACUGCAUUGUGAUCAAAGGAAAAACCUACUAUGUAUUAAAACAAAUUGGCAGAGGAGGUUCAAGUAAGGUAUUCCAAGUUUUGGACCACAAGAAGCAGUUGUUUGCUGUUAAAUAUGUGGAUCUAGAGGAUGCAGACAACCAGACCAUUGAAAGCUACAAGAAUGAGAUUGAGCAUUUGAAUAGACUACAGCAACACAGUGAUCAGAUAAUAAAACUUUAUGACUAUGAAAUGACUAACAGCUACAUAUACAUGUUAAUGGAGUGUGGAAAUCUUGACCUGAAUUCUUGGCUAAGAAGCAAAAAAGCAGUCAAUCCAUUGGAGCGGAAGUUCUAUUGGAAAAACAUGCUGGAAGCCGUUCAAACCAUCCAUCGGCACGGUAUUAUUCACAGUGACUUGAAACCUGCCAAUUUCGUAAUAGUGAAUGCCUCUCUAAAACUUAUUGACUUUGGAAUUGCCAACCAAAUCCAACCAGAUGUAACCAGCAUUGUGAAGGAUUCCCAGGUUGGCACACUUAACUACAUGCCUCCUGAAGCAAUUAAAGAUGAUUCGUCCUUUGGAGGAAAACACAGGUCAAAGAUCAGUCCGAAAAGUGAUGUGUGGUCACUUGGCUGUAUUUUAUACUGUAUGACAUAUGGAAAAACUCCAUUCCAACACAUCACAAACCAGAUUACUAAACUGCAGGCCAUAAUCGAUCCGUCUUAUGAAAUUGAGUUUCCUGAUAUUCCAGAAAAAGACCUUCGGGAUGUAUUGAAGAGGUGUUUGGUUCGUAACCCUAAAGAGAGGGUUUCCAUCGAUGAACUCUUGGGGCAUUCCUACCUGCAGAUGCAGCUGCAAUCAGACCCGGAGUCGGAGCAACAGAUUACCUCCCAAGAACUGAUGCGCAUCUUUAACGAGUUGGCUUCUAUUAGUUCACCAAAUAGCAUCUCCAGAGCAGCAAAUAACUUGGCAAAGAUGUGCAACAGUGGCAGAAAACUUGAUGUAUCUGAAUGCAUCAAACCUUCCAGUAAUCCUACAUGGAAGAUGUGAGGUGAAGUGCCUCAUUGGACUACUACUGUAUAUUAGUCAAGGACAACUAGUUAAUCAAGAAGUACACUUUUUUUUUUCUGUAAAUAUCCAUGAAUCAUUCUGUUUGGAUUUCUGAAAAUCUAAAGGUCAGUUCACUUUGCUAUCCAUCCAGUAAAUGUUCAAAAAUGUAUUAACAAAAAAAAAAAAAAAAAAACAUUAUUUUUAUGUAACUUUUUACAAAAUGUUAACAUGUAAUGGCUGCAUCUCGACAAGUAGAGCAUUUUUACUUCAGAUGCUGUUGAGGAUACUAGGGAGGGAUAUUCAAAAGAUUGCAUACUGGAAACCCCACAUGAGGAUGUCCAUAACAUUUCCAUGCAUGUGAAGAGCUGAUGACGGGCUGAACAUCAUUCAAUGACUGAAAAAUAAGGGGAGUGAUUUCCUUAACCAAGCUUCUAAACAAGAUCCUUGCAGGAUGGAUCAACGGAAGCUAAUUGUGAUAUACCACUGCAAUCUGAACUUGUAUUUUACUCUAUCUUCCAAUGGGAAAAUUAGGUAUGGUAUGUUUCUACAAACUAGUAAAUUGGGAUUACCUUUUGUUUAGGUACUAUACCUGCUUCCAAAAUAAAGAAUUGUGGGUAAGAGUAAAUCAAUGUACCAUACACUGCUUUUAAUUAUUGGGAUAUACAAGUAAAUCAUACAUAGUUCCAUUAUGGCUUUGCCAUGUGUGGGUUGCUGUGCUUGGUGGUCCAUUAUAAAUUUAAACUUGACACUGGUUCUGCUGUACAGAAUCCACUACUGAAGAUCCCUGUUGCUGUGGAUUUAAUAUGUAGUAGGGGGUAAUAAAGGGAUCUCAGCAGAGAAAUGUUGGGUGUAGUUUCUUUUAAUACAAAUUCCUUAGGGUUUUUUUGUUUCCCAAUGCAAGCAUCUGCUGGCCAGCUUAACUGUAUUAUAAUAUUUUACACGGUAGUUGUAAUUGUCUUCCUCUUAGACAGUGGCCAUUGGAUGCACACAAAGGUAGCAUUAUGAGGAAGAAUGAAUGCCACCUAAAGCAUGACAACUGAAAUUAUUUGCAAGAGAGAUGCAUACAGUAGUGACAAUUACCAACAACACUUAAGGUUCAUUUAGAGGGUCUGCUGUGGACACGUGCAAUCCCCCUGGUGUGUGCAAUUAGGAAAUACUGCUUUAAAAUUAGUGCAGUAUUAAAUACAUAAAGAAAUCCUUCAGCAAUAGCUGAAGCAUUUAUAAGGACUUGGAGUGGUAGCAUGGAUUUGUUUAACUGGCCACCUACAAUUACAUGCAGUAUUGUAUAUUUUCAAAAAAUGAAAAAGCACUUUUACACAAUUGGCUUAUUCUUGUCAUUCCGCUUCACUAUAACUCCAAUAUUAAUACACUUCUGCUUUGUUUCUAGCUACGUUUAGCACUGAACUGAAACAACAUAUUGUAAUUCAUGCAAUGCUUUUGGUCAGCUUUUCUCUCUGCUUAAAUGAUCCAAUCAUUGAAAUUACAACACACAAUCAAUUGCAGCACCUGGAAGAUACCAUGGUUGACCAAAUAGAUUUAGGAAGAGCACAAGACUGCAAAACUUAAGUCAUUUGAUUGGUUAUAGGCACGGCUUGAACUUUUUUUUUCCCCCCUGUACCUCCCUUUAAAUGUUUAUUAAUUGUUAAGCUCUCUGCAUCCUAUUAAAGAAAAAACUACUUGUUAAA
Acipenser ruthenus (sterlet) is the source of this 4438-nucleotide messenger RNA. It is a transcript of the gene ttk, whose product is annotated as ttk protein kinase. Gene Ontology annotation, cellular component: spindle; kinetochore; nucleus. The transcript is spliced from 22 exons. Gene Ontology annotation, molecular function: protein serine/threonine/tyrosine kinase activity; protein serine/threonine kinase activity; protein binding. Gene Ontology annotation, biological process: peptidyl-serine phosphorylation; mitotic spindle assembly checkpoint signaling; protein localization to kinetochore. NCBI's taxonomy places the organism in Eukaryota, Metazoa, Chordata, Actinopteri, Acipenseriformes, Acipenseridae. The record is from RefSeq and is a predicted model, not a curated record. The coding region runs from base 156 to 2753 and encodes 865 amino acids.